CCGAUUCAAUAAGCCGGUUCAUUCGCAAACUAAUUCAGGUUAGUGUUAACUGUUAGGAGGGUUACAAUGUCAGGAAUGGAGGCUACUGGAUCUGAUAAUGACUGGAGGAGUCAAGGAUUUCGACAAAAAGUAGUCACACAAAUAGAGGAUGCCAUGCGCAAAGCUGGAACAGCUCACACCAAAUCCAGCAAUGAUAUGGAGAAUCAUGUGUUUAACAAAGCCAAGUGCAGAGAGGAGUAUCUGUCCAUGGUUGCCAGGCUGAUUAUUCAUUUCAGAGACAUCCAUAAAAAAGCACAAGGAGGUGCAGAUCAGAUGAACCCUCUACAGAAUCUAACCGCGGUUGGUGGUGCUGGAGGCCCAGGCACUAUUGGCAUGCCCCCUCGUCCUACUGGUGCCCCAAUGGGGGCCAUGAGCCAAAUGCCAAUAGGCCAGCACAGUAUGCAGGGUGUUGCAGGAAAUCAGCAGGGUGCUGGAGCUCCGGUGCAGUUGCAGACAGCACAGCAGCAACAGCAGUCCAUCCAGUUUCAGCAGUUCCAGCCACAGCAGCAGUUGGCCAUGCAGCAGAAUGCCAUGCAGCAGCAGUUUCAGGCCCAACAGUUAAAACUUCAGCAAAUGCAACAGCAGCAGCAGCAGCAACAUCAUCAAAAUCAGUCGCUUCAACACCAGAACCAGCAACAGCAGCAGGCUCAGGCACAACAGCAGCAACAGCAGCAGAACCAGUUGCAUCAGUCUCGACUUCAGCAGCAGCAGCAGCAGUUGGCACAGUUUCAGCAGCAGCAGGCUCAUGCUCAGGCCCAGGCUCAGUCCAUUCAGCAUUUACAGCAACAGCAACAGCUUCAACAAGCUCAGGCUCAGCCAGGUCAGAUGCCCCCACAUUCCCAGCCUCCCCCACAGAUUCUUGUACCCCAAUCGUUGGCCGGACAGAUGCCUCCUGGGCAGCACCAGGCCAUUGGUACCCUCACCCAACAGCAGCAGCAGCAGCAUCAGCAUCAACAGCAGCUGAAAAUCCACCAGGCCCAGCAGGCUUUCCAGGCUAGAGUUUUGCAGCAACAGCAGCAACAACAACAGCAGCAACAACAGCAGCAGCAGCAACAACAACAACAACAGCAGCAGCAGCAACAACAACAACAACAACAGCAGCAGCAACAACAACAACAACAGCAGCAACAGCAGCAGCAACAACAGCAGCAGCAGCAAGUCCAACAAGUCCAGCAGGCCCAGCUUGUGACUCAUCCUGUGACGAUGAUGCCCCGUGCUGGGAUACAAAUGCCACCCCGGUUGCCUCGCGUCAUUCCGAACUCUGCCAAUCCUCCAAACCCUGCUGCCAUGGGAGGACAGCAAAUGCCACAGGGUCAGCAAAUGUCUUCACCAUCUCCGGUCCAGACACCGCAGCCGUCCAUGCCGCCUCCUCCCCAGCCUCAGCCCUCUCCGCAGCCGCUCUUGUCUCAACCCAACUCUGUCAGUUCUGGUCCAACUCCAUCUCCAGGAGGUUUCCAACCCAGUCCUUCCCCACAGCCUUCUCAGAGUCCAGCCACAGCACGUACACCACAGAGUUACCCAAUGCAAGUGCCAUCACCUGGACCACUCAGCACUCCAGGUAAUCCAAACUCUGUGAUGAGUCCAGCAAGUGCAUCCCAGGUGGAAGACCAGCUGUACAUGGACAAAUUGAAACAGCUUUCCAAAUACAUUGAACCUCUGCGCAGGAUGAUUAACAAGAUUGACAAAAAUGAAGAACGGAAGAAGGAUCUGAGCAAGAUGAAAAGCCUGCUAAAUAUUCUCACUGACCCAAACACCAGAUGCCCCCUUAAAACCCUACAGAAGUGUGAAAUAGCUUUGGAGAAACUCAAGAAUGACAUGGCAGUGCCUACUCCUCCUCCUCCUACAGUGCCUUCAAAAAAGCAGUACCUAUGCCAGCCACUGCUUGAUGCUGUCUUGGCCAACAUCCGCUCACCAGUCUUCAACCACUCUCUCUAUCGAACGUUUGCCCCUGCAAUGACGGCCAUUCAUGGCUCUCCCAUCACAGGGCCCAUCAUUCCGACACGGAAGAGGAAGUACGAGGAAGAUGAUCGUCAGACUAUCCCAAACAUCUUGCAGGGGGAGGUAGCGCGCCUCGAUUCCAAAUUCCUUGUCAGCUUGGACCCGUCUUUCUGCAGCAACAAUGGGACGGUGCACCUUAUUUGCAAAUUGGAUGAUAAGGCCCUUCCGAGUGUUCCUCCUCUCCAGCUGAGCAUUCCAUCAGACUAUCCUGAGCAGAGCCCACAAUGGGAUAACGAUGAUCAGCAGUAUGAGGCAAACCCAUUUUUGCAGAACGUCCACAGGAACAUGACGUCCAAACUGCUGCAGCUUCCCGACAAGCACUCUGUCACAGCGCUGCUCAACACCUGGGCUGAAAGUGUGAGACAGGCGUGUCUCUCUGCUGCCUAAUCACAGCAACAAGGCUUCUCUUGCAGCAUAAAAUUCAUCAAUUCUAUCUGUGUCUACAGUUUACAAUUAGAAAUCUGAUGAAGUACCAUAAUUCUUAUCUUAAGCAGCACUGGUUUGUAAAGGACCAUUAAAAGCACUGCUGUAUUUGAAUGUGUUUUUAUUUACUCUAAUAAAUAAUGUGUUCGCUUCA
Molecule: messenger RNA, 2614 nt
Organism: Tachysurus vachellii
Lineage: Eukaryota; Metazoa; Chordata; Actinopteri; Siluriformes; Bagridae
Gene: med15
Product: mediator complex subunit 15
Exons: 18
Coding region: 67-2424 (785 amino acids)
Biological process (GO): regulation of DNA-templated transcription
Molecular function (GO): transcription coregulator activity
Source: RefSeq, a predicted model, not a curated record